Messenger RNA from Schistosoma curassoni, 2192 nucleotides. NCBI's taxonomy places the organism in Eukaryota, Metazoa, Platyhelminthes, Trematoda, Strigeidida, Schistosomatidae. The record is from the annotation of a GenBank genome assembly.
AUGAUGGAAAUGGUACUAUCUACAAAACAUAAUCCAUUGGUAAUAAGUUACUCGGUAUUAUAUUAUGCUCUCUUAUUGACAUGUAUGGUGCAUACAAAUUCACAAACAGUAUUCAUUCCUGAAUUAUCAGAAUUCAUAGAGCACACAAAGAAAAACGAAUCUACUGUAAAAGGACUGCUAGUCGACUUAUUAACUGCUGACAAUCUAUCACAAGUUCAAUAUUCAAUUCAGAGUAUACCAGUUAGACUGAAUGUUUCACUUACGAAUGUAGAAUAUUGUCUCAGUAUGCUUUUAACCAACAAUCAAAGCUUAUGUCUUUUUCAAUUCUCUUCUGAUAUUCUAAUGAACAUGGAAAAUAGUUCAUUAACCCUUGUAAAUAAUAAACAUACAUUGCCUUACAUAACUAGAUCAUUUACUCAACUCAAACCAGUAUUAAUUAUGAAAUGUUUCAAAAAUAAUUGUUCAAGUCAAUUAGAUUCAUCAUUUUUAAACGGAAUGUAUUUUUUAUAUACAUUCCAUUCAUCUGUUUGGUCAUUAAUUCUACUAUAUACAUUGACAACCGGUUCAUUGUUAUUUGUGUUCGAGUAUACAAGACCCUCAUGUGAGAAAUAUACAAAAAUUUCACCUUCAAAUGAACCAAGUUUAAAUUUAUGGGAUUCAUACGUGUACGUUAUUAUGGGAUUAUUCUUACAAUCCUCAUACAAAUUGCCUAAAUCAUGGGGCGGAAUAACAAUAACUUUAUUCUGGCAUGCAUUUUGUUUAAUAUGCAUUAUUGCCUAUGCAAUGGGUACAUCAGUGUUGAUUUUCAAACAGUAUACCGAUAAUGACUUGAAAUAUCAACCUUAUUUAAACAGUCAGAACCAAACAAUCUAUUGUGAUUUAAAUCCAAAUGUAUGUAAUUAUUUUGAAAAGAAGUUCUCUUUUCCAAUGAAAUUGGUAAACGGGAAACUUUCAUCAGAUGAGAUUAAUACAUCAGUGAUAAUAUUAACAGAUCAUAUUCAUGGUCAUUAUCUACAGUCAUUAAAACAUCGAAAUACUGAUUGGAAUUAUAUUAAGUUAGAUUGUAAUGAAGAUGAAAAAGAUAAUGGUGAGAUUGUUAAUGACAGUGGAAAUUUCCAAGAUAUGCCUCUAAUGGAAAUGGGAUUUUUAACAUUCAGUGAAAAAUCACUCUGGAAAAUGAAUGUAUACUUGAAAUACUUACAGGAUUCUGGAAGACUCUAUAGCAUACAAUAUAAAAAUGAACAGGCAUUUGACUUUACAACUAAACUUCAAGUACAUAACAAUUUAUGCGUAACAAAAGAAGACAGAAAUUCAAAAAUUCCAAUACGUUUAAAACAAAUGAACGGACCAUUGUUAUUUAUGAUUAUCGGAGGCUUAUGUGCUGUUCUUAUGCAUAUAAUUCAAAAUAACUAAACGCGGAGGCCUUUGAAGCGUACGGUAUUGGGCUCGAGUCCCGGGGUGACCCAUCCAGCUGAUGAGUCCCAAAUAGGACAAAAGAAGUGUCAAACUGGAUUCCUUUGCUAGCCACUAUCCAUCUUUGCUUAAAAACCUUGUGACCUAAAUCUAUAUCGAGACAAUCCGCACAGAGACUGAUGAAUUGCGGUUCUAAAUAACAAUGGAAAGAUACAAGUAAAAAAACAACACCAAGUGAAUUUAAAAAAUGUCUUAAAAAUUAUCAGUAUAGGUUUAUGGAGAUUACCAAGUUAUUGAUUGAUGUUAGACUACCAUUGAAAACCUGCAAGUGUUGGACGUCCGUUUCGUCCCAUUGUGGGACUCUUCAGCAAUGCGCACCCACGGCCCUGCCCGUGGCAUUCGAAUCCAGCUUAUUGAACAGGAACAUCAGCGGGGACAAUCGAAUGAGAUUAACACAACAUUACAGGACCUGUUAGUAAAAUCUAACAAUCAUAAAGUAAAGGCUUAAUUUGCAACAUGUACAUCAAUUGUCUCAUAAUAACUCAGACUUCAUUGUUCUUGCAUUUUCAUACAAAUUGCAUCCUGUUCCCAUUCUUUACUGUUCGAUCCUCUUGUCUCUACUGUCAGACCUUCUGUUCAAGAAUAACAUUAUAUACUACUUAUGUCAAUAUAAGUAGCACACAUCAUACCAGGACCUUGUGUCUUGCGCGCGAACGCUUAACCUACUUAAAUUAAUUGAAAACUGUUUCAUAUUAAUUAUAUUUUAUUCUGAAUAAUAA